Pocillopora meandrina is the source of this 4289-nucleotide messenger RNA. Lineage: Eukaryota; Metazoa; Cnidaria; Anthozoa; Scleractinia; Pocilloporidae. The record is from the annotation of a GenBank genome assembly.
CAAAGAAUCCAGUGAAAUGGCGUCCAACAAACGAUACCUUACAAUUAUCUCGAUCGCUCAGCUUGUAAUGGCAGGUAUCCUCUUCGUUCUCGGAAUGGUAGAUCAUUUUGAAGUUCGCUACAUAUAUGCCAGUCUUAUAUUGAUGCCAAUUUGGAUUUCUCUUCUUGUAAGUACAGUAUAUUUCUCAUAAGAGUGCAAUUGCAAAUUGUAAAGUAGUCUGUGAUUGCAUUUUCCAACAGAGGGUUUGGGUCCGGAAAAGAUGCAUUGAUAUUGAAUCUUGUCGUUCUAACUAAGUAUCUAGUCGUUACGGUGUUCUAAUUUCGUUAUUUUGGGACAGGAUUUACUUCGAAGCUUAAAGUGAAAUGCUGUUUAAAUCCCUCAUACUACAAAUUUCGGGCGAAUGUAUUACGUAGAAUCACAUUUCACUGGAUAGUCUGAAACCAUUAGGUUUCAUAAACCUUCCACCUGCAGAUAUCUUGUCCGCAAUUCUUUCGAUAAGAAUACAACUACACUCUCAAGCUGGGUCAGAAUAUGAUGACAUUGGAGACGUAGAAUACAAAGUUCACCCUUCAAAAGCGAAUCGGUCGUCUGUGACCUGGGAACAUUCAACUAUUGUUGUUUUUAUAUGUUGAGGGAUCAAAGUAGUUCGAAGAUUGAGAAAUAUAUCACAGUACUUCGAUAAAACAGUCCGAAUUAUUCUAAAGUUAUGUAGGGAUAUCUCUCAGUUUUGCUACAGAGUCAACAAAAUAGAUAUUGCGCAGGAUGUUUUACACAAGCGGAAGUCGACCAGAAAUGCUAAUGAGCACAUUGCCAGACGAAGGGAACUCGAUGAUUUGACCCCGAAUUUCUCUUUUAGGAACGACUUAAGCUUUUUGUUUAAGACGUGGUCACCUUCCAGAUGUCUUACAUACGCUGAUGAUACCCAACUGUAUCUAUCGUUCAAACCGAAUUCAGAUGUAGAUCAGCACGAUGCUAUUACUGCUAUGGAACUAUGUGUGAAAGCCAUACGUAAUUGGAUGCUGGCAGAAAAACUAAGGUUAAAUGAUGAUAAGACGGAAUUUUUGAUAAUUGGAACCAGACAGUAGUCGACGAAAGUCAAAGUCGACCAUCUACCUAUUGGUAACGUUAGAGUAACUCCAACAGAGUGAAGAACUUAGGAACAUGGUUCUAUGCGAACACGAGUCUCACUACACAUAUCAACAACACAUGUAAUGCAGCAUUUUAUUUCUUAUAUAAUUUAAGGCGCAUCAGGAAAUAUCUCUCUAGAGAAACUGCGGAAAUAUCAGUUUCAUGCGUUAGUAAUAGGAAGAAUAGAUUAUUGUAAUCGCCUUCUUUUUGGAGUGCCUGACAUUCAUUUAAAUAACCUGCAAAGAGUUCAAAAUACAGCAGCCAGGUUAGUUUGCAUUGUUCCUAGAUUCUGUCAUAUAACACCAGUUUUACGUUCUUUGCACUGGUUGCCUGUUAAAUUGAGAAUUAAUUUCAAAAUUUUAGUUAUUACUUUUUUAUAAGGCUAUGUUUGGCUUUGCUUACAGACAAAUUAAAUGUCUACAAUCAAUGUAUAUGACAUCUGUCGAUCAAAUAUAGCCGGAAAGCCAACAUUUUACAGAGAUUGCGUUUCUUCCACAAUAAAUUGAAGAUGUGAAUAAAUUUACCACGAAUCUACUGCUUCGUUUGUCUCUCUUCCUAAUCCUACUUCAAUGUCUCCUUCCACUUUACCAUUUAUUACUAAUUUACAAUUUUACGACGAUCAUUCGAAAUGCACUUUAUCAUUUCCGUGCUCAUGUCGAUUAAUCGAUGUCCUUCAGGGACUUGUCAGCUGGAAUAUAGAAAUAAGUACUUUCUCAAAUAGUAAUCUUAUUGAAAUCAACACUAGUAUUAAUCGUUUACAUUUUCUAACUAGUGAUCGAGGGGUUGAAUAUUCUUCUAACUCUUUUUAAGGUCAUACCCAUUGGCAUCAUGGGAUUGGUUUUAGUCAUGAACAGAUCUACACCCUCCUCAGCUUUGGUGAGAAUUAAAAUAGCAUAAUACUCUUAAAUAUCGAUCCAGGUAAUAAGUGAUGUAUGUUUGACUGACCUUUUUGUUUUUGUUUGUUUGUUUUUUUAUUUUUCUUUGCUUCUUCUCGACAACUUUCCCGCCAAGAGUGCCCUUUAAAGAAUAUUAUGGUGUUUGACCGAGAACGUUAUACCUCUAAAAUCUUAACGUUUAAAACACGUGUGAUUUUACGCCAUGAAAACUCAGCUUCCCGUGCCACUGAUUAUUGCAGAUGAGCGGCCUGAGGUCAGUGAGCAUUGCAUGUGCUGCUGUAUCAGUUCUAACCACAUUUACCUAUGCGAUGGCACUCAAUAGCAUAUUAUUCAUCAAAUAUAUGGAGGCAAAAACUGAAUACCAGGAAUCUCCAUGGUUUGCCGAUAAAGACGUAGAAAUCGAGUUCCAGAAAGAGGAAAAAACCAUGAUAGCUGUACAUGUCUUCAUUAUCAUAUGUUCCAUCCUCGAAAUUAUACUUGCCAUGGCAAGUGUCCAAACCGGCAAGGCCAUGGCUAAGGAGCCACAGGACACCCAGGUUUGUGAAGUUAUUCUCUAUGCAGUUAAUAAAUUAGAUAUGACAACGAUAAAAGAACUUAUGAUCCGAAAGCACCACAUCAAAAACUUCAAUAAUGCAUCUUGUUCAUUUUCAGCCGGUAUUUAUUUAUUUAUUUAUUAGAAGGAGAAAAUAGGGUGACAUUACAUUCUCCCGAUGUAAACGAUGUUAUCUUUGAAAAGAUUGUUCAAGUACUAGUGUAAUUUCUUUGUUUGGCAAACGAGAAGUUUUUCAAUUCAGAUUUGCGAUACGAUAGGAUUUUAGGGAUCGGUCAUUGUAUGUCACUUUACGGGACUUUGAGGACCGGAGGGUUUUGUUUGUUUGACAAUAAAAUUUACCUUAUCCCCCCCCAUUAAAAGGCUCUGGAGUAUUUUUGUGAUCCCCACCUCCCCUCAUUCGCGGUCAAUUGUCCACAGACCUCCCCCCCCCCCCUUUAUACUCGGUUAACGACGAAUGGUCCACCCUCCAUUCCCCCUGAAAACCAUGUGACCCCCUGAAAAGACCUCCGACUACCCCCAGCGAUGAAUAAUGAAGUUGUUUGUCAACUAAGGGGACUUGGGGAAUCGGAAGGUUUUGUUUGUUUUACAAUAACAGUUACCUCAUUCCCCUCCAAGGCUCUGGAGUAUUUUUAUGAUUCCCCCCCCCCACCCCCCAUUGGAGGUCAAUUUUCUACAGUUUCCCUUUAUACUCUAUUAGCGACGACGACUGUUCCCCUCCGUUUACCUCAAAUCCAAGUUAUCCCUCCGAAUUGAAAACCUCCCACCCCUGCCCCCCUCCACCCUUAGGUGAUGAAUGAUGACUAUUACCUUACGUAAAAUAUUUUUCAUCAUAUCUAAUCAGCAGGCAAGCGUUGCCUAUCAUCUGGUGGCAGAGGAAGAUCUCCCUUUGUUAUUCUCGAGUUCAGAUCAAGAGGCAGCUUAGACGGUAUCAUCUCCAUACACUGCUGUACAGACCCUGUCCCAAUCACACAUCACGCUGAAUUUCUUUAUUAAAUCACAUAUCACGAAUAAUUUUUUUAACCAAUCACGCGUCUCGUGAAAAGGAGUAAGUACGCCAAGCUAAUACUGUAAGAUUUCAACCUAUCGGAUAUAUUAUCAAAAUCAUAUUGUAUCCAACGUUUUUCAGUCUGGAAUGAACUGCGUUUCACUUAUCAUAUUGCUUUUUGCCAGACAAAUAAAGACGACUUACUGGCUCCGAGAACGUUUACUCGGGCUUCGUAUCGCAAUAUCAAAUCGUACUUUUCAGGUAUUGAACAUAGUAAAAACAAAUUCAAGAAUCAGAAUAUUUAAAACAAGAGUUAAGCCUACGUAUUUACUAUUCAAGUAUUCAAUCCUCUUCAUCCAGUAGCUUAUUGUUGCCUCACCUUCGAAGUUCUUUCCGCGAAGAUUUUAUAUUUUUUCAAUUCAACAUCUGAGAUGUUUGUCUGGGCAUCAUAGACAUCAUAGUUUGUUGUUUAAUAAGUCAGUAGUCGUUAUUUUGACAUUGUUUUCAUGGUUUGAACUCAGUUUGAACUCAUAUAUGGCUCACUAGUUAUCUCGCGAGAGCUAGUAUGAACUUUGCUAUGAACUUUGUAUGAACUUUGAACUUUCCACUCGUGGCUCCAGGAGUCUUGCGUACGAACUGAGUCACGGACGUCAACUCCACCUUUACUAUUCUUUGAUACAAGGGCAACCUUUAAGUCAAAGCUUUUCCCAGUUCCCUUCUGUGCGCC